AUGGCAACCUUGGAUGGGUAUCAGAUCGAGUCGAACCUUAAGGUAACAUCCUACCUCUGCUCGAGUAUCUGGUCAACAGCGCUGAUGUGUGCGAAGAGCGAGUACGCCGCGAUGAUCUUUUUUAUCGCCUCCCUCGGCUUCUCGAAGCUUGCUGUCGUAGCCUUCGUCCAUCACCUAACGCCUUCCGAGCUCCAUCGGAGAAUCAACUUCGGCGUCUUAGCUUUUAUAACCCUUUGGCUGGUGUGCUCUGUGUUGGUGGCAGCAUUCGAAUGCCGGCUUCCACGGCCAUGGGAUAGGACAUUGGACCGGUGUAUCGAUCGUUUGACCUGGUGGAAUAUUGUCACCUGCUUCAACAUCAUAACGGAGAUCGCGAUCGUGGCAUUGGAAUUGGGCAUAACAGCGCAACUUCAUAUAAGACGCCAACGGAAAGCAGCGGUUAUGACGCUCUUUUCAUGUCGGUUACUAGUUCUAGUUGCUGCUGCGAUCCAGCUUGGCUUCUUCAACCGCGAAAGCACCGAUACCGCUUUGAAAGACGAUCUGACACUUGGUUACUGGCGUUCGUCUAUCUGCAACCAGAUCGUACAAUGCUUUGCCAUCGUAACUACGUGUCUUCCGUACACCAAACUCUUCAUGGAAGGAUUUGAGUCUGGGCUUUUGCGCUUAGACGAUCUGCGCCGUCGAGGAGAGCAUACUUCCAAAGAUGAUAGUAAAGGGUAUCAACUCAUGGACAUAUCGCGAUCAGGACGCUCCGAGAAUUCUAAACGCUCUCAAAGCGCACCCGAUAGAAGUAUCCAGGUAUCGAAGAGCUGGGCGGUGCAAGUAGAGCCCGUAGCUCCUAUGCCGGCUACAACAAUAUCGCAGUGA
Messenger RNA from Alternaria atra, 864 nucleotides. RefSeq lists its product as uncharacterized. Bases 1 to 864 code for a protein of 287 amino acids. The record is from RefSeq and is a predicted model, not a curated record. The transcript is spliced from 3 exons. Lineage: Eukaryota; Fungi; Ascomycota; Dothideomycetes; Pleosporales; Pleosporaceae.